This is a messenger RNA of Pungitius pungitius (ninespine stickleback), 3109 nucleotides long. Its product is annotated as transcriptional enhancer factor TEF-3-like. The transcript is spliced from 13 exons. Lineage: Eukaryota; Metazoa; Chordata; Actinopteri; Perciformes; Gasterosteidae. Gene Ontology annotation, molecular function: DNA-binding transcription factor activity, RNA polymerase II-specific; RNA polymerase II cis-regulatory region sequence-specific DNA binding. Gene Ontology annotation, biological process: embryonic organ development; hippo signaling; regulation of transcription by RNA polymerase II. Bases 293 to 1753 code for a protein of 486 amino acids. The record is from RefSeq and is a predicted model, not a curated record. Gene Ontology annotation, cellular component: transcription regulator complex.
UCCCCACCCUCCGUCAUUACGCGCUGACCGGUCAGCCCUCCUCCUCCUCCUCCCCCUCUUUUCUCCGGCUUUCUCCGGGCUUCAUGUCAUACCACGGCCAAUUCCUCAAAUUCCUGCCCUCCUCUCCGCUUCAAACAAACUGCUGCCGGGAAGCAGACGAGGCAGCAGAAAACUGAAGAAAAAAACAACAACAACAACAACAACAGACCGAAUAAAACACCAAAGCUGACCGAUUUACUCUUGAUUCAAAGCGUAAUAAUCCCACCUGGCCGUCACUCUUCCCACCAGCAUAAUGACAUAUAUUAGACUUCCACAACCAGACCAUCAUCACACCCGGGGAUCGCCACGCUCCUUGCAGCCUCUCCCGUUGUCUCCCAUCAUCUCCCCCAGCUCUAACCCCUCCCCCCCCGCCCCCCCGCUCCCCGCCCCGGCUGCUGUGUGGCCCCCUGUCCGUGGUGCCACCACGUCUGCAGAGUGGGUGCCGGCUCCCUCCCCCAGGGGUGGGAGCGAGGAGCUGGGGGACGCGCUCGACAAACCCCUGGAGAACGAUGCGGAGGGCGUGUGGAGCCCCGACAUCGAGCAGAGCUUCCAGGAGGCCCUGGCCAUCUACCCCCCCUGUGGCCGCAGGAAGAUCAUCCUCUCUGACGAGGGCAAGAUGUACGGACGAAAUGAGUUGAUCGCGCGGUACAUCAAACUCCGCACGGGGAAGACACGGACCAGAAAGCAGGUUUCGAGUCACAUCCAGGUUUUGGCCCGGCGGAAGGCCAGAGAGAUCCAGGUGAAGCUGAAGGUACGCUACGACCAGGUCGCCAAAGACAAGGCCCUGCAGAGCAUGGCCACCAUGUCCUCGGCCCAGAUCAUCUCGCCCACGGCUUUCCAGAACAAGAUGGCCCUGCAGGGCCUGUCGAGGCCGGCUUAUCCCGCUGCGGGGGGGUUUUGGCACGGGGCCCUUCCAGGACAGCCGGGGGGCCACGAAGACAUUAAGCCCUUCUCCCAGCAGAGUUACGCCAUGCAAGCGUCCGGCCCGACCCCAAUAACAGGUUAUGAGAGCACAGCAGGGCUGUCAAUGUCCCCUGGUGCCCCCCCCUGGCUGGGCAGAAGUAUUGCCGGCUCCAAGCUGCGAAUGCUGGAGUUCUCGGCCUUCCUGGAGCAGCCGCAGGACCUGGAGAAUUUCAACAAGCACCUGUUUGUGCACAUUGGCCAGUCCAACCCGAGCUACAGCGAUGCCUAUCUGGAGUCUGUGGACAUCCGGCAGAUCUACGACAAGUUCCCCGAGAAGAAAGGAGGCCUGAAGGACCUGUUCGACAAAGGGCCACACAACGCGUUUUUUCUCGUCAAGUUCUGGGCGGACCUCAGUAUCAACCUGCAGGAUGACAGCAGCUUCUUCUACGGGGUUUCCAGUCAGUAUGAGAGCUCUGAGAACAUGAUCAUCACCUCAUCCACCAAAGUCUGCUCUUUCGGCAAGCAAGUGGUGGAGAAAGUGGAGACGGAGUAUGCGCACUUUGAGAACGGACGCUACGUGUUUCGGAUCCAUCGCUCCCCUUUGUGUGAAUACAUGAUCAACUUUAUCCACAAGCUUAAACACCUGCCGGAGAAGUACAUGAUGAACAGCGUACUGGAGAACUUCACUAUCCUACAGGUGGUGACCAACAGGGACACACUGGAAACCCUCCUGUGCAUAGCCUACGUCUUUGAGGUGUCCACCAGUGAGCACGGCGCCCAGCAUCACAUCUACAGGCUCGUCAAAGACUGAGCCGGGCCUCACAGCUGGGACUUGACCUGCUCCAGACCACUCGUAGCACCUCAGUGAGCAGCAACACUAAACAAUGGACUACUCCCCUCCGUAAGCCUAUGAGCUGAGAGCCUGCAACUCCAUCAGAAGCCCAGAGAAACACGGGCUCUGUCGGCAGGAGCGCGAGGACCGCCGGGGGGGGGGGGGGUAGAACAGGUGGAUUUGGGAUCGUGGAAGCUGAGAAAAGGCAUUUGUGUGGAAAAGUGGCAGGUGAAAAAAAAUAAAAAUAAAGAGAGAGAGAAGAGGACCACGAUGCGCCGUGUUCUCUAAACCAAAGGAGCCCCGAACAAGACCUGGAUGAGAAAGUUGUCAUUGUUGGUGUUUUUCAUCUCGUUUUACUAGUGCUUGUUUUUUGGGAUUUAAAUUAUUUUAAAGACGUGCAUGUGCAGGGGGGGACGUCUGCCGCGGAUGAGUUUGGCUGCCUCAGGGUGCCACCUAGUGACUUAAAUAUAAAUAACAAUGGGGCGAAAUAGUAGGAGUACACUGAAAAUCCCUCCUUUGCACAUCCAUGAAAUAUCACUGUUUUUGUGCCAAUAGUUUGUGUUAUUUUAGAAGAGGCGUACAGUGCCACAUCCAUCUCCUCUCACCACAGUUCUGAAGAUAAGAGGCUAAAAUGAUUUAAAAGUGCUACUGCGUUUACUUUGUUUGACGUUUAAUGUUAAAUGUGUCUUGUAUUGUCUUACUGUUUUUGAUUAAAAUGAUCUGACUACCACAAAAGGCACAUAGUAACACUGCUAACUUGAAGCAGACUGAGGUCUGUGAGCUGAUUACAGAGGUUUACUGUAACUGCACGUUGCCCUGAAGUGACGGAUGAAAAUACAGGUGUUUCUUACAUACGUAACCCAUCUGUUGCCGUAUUUCUUUCUGCAUUCAAUAUUCUGCAAUAUGUGACAUACUCAUAACAACCCAUAAUGUGUUUUUUUUAUUUUUACGUCUGCCCUGUUUCUAUAGUGAAGUAUACUAUAGUUGGGCUGCAGGGAUCAUGAAUGUAACUUUAUGCAGAGAUUUCUCGCCACACAUGCAAUCCACUUCAUUUUCGAAUGUUCUGUUAAUCCCACCUAAAGUCCCACAAUGCAACGCACAAAUGUAAUGGAGGCGCUGCUUGCAGCUGAAAAACAUUAAUAACAGAUGUUGGGGAGACAAGUUAUAGAAGACAUCAGAAUUCAAAAGGCUAAAUAGCUUCAACAAUCAUUUCCAGUACUAAUUCAUCCGUUGAGUAUUUAAAUUGGCAGUUGUUCCAAAGUCACCCUAUUAUUAUUUUUUAAUGUAGGUACACUAUCUAAUUUGUAUAGUAAAUGAAAACAUAUUAUAUAGGGC